AGCACCACACCUCCUCUGCUUUGAGCCUGGGAGGUUGUCUGUCUCUUUCUGUCAACCCGAUCCCCCUUUACUCAGUAUCCCUCUCUGUGCAUCUCUUAUCAGUGAUUUUAUCACUGCCUUGUUCAGCUACCUUCCUGCGGGAGGAGCUGGAAAAGCCAGCAAGUGGAAUUUAUUAGGAGGAUAAUGACCAAAGGUUCAGCUUGCAGUCAUUUUACAUAAGUGAUAUUAUUUGUUCUUCACUAACAAAUACAGUGGAGUACAGCUACUUCAGCUCAGGGUGACCGCAUUGUUUCUCUGAAGAUGAGGCAAUAUCGGUUGCUACCGCUAUGUGCCCUCCUGGGUGUCCUGUUUGCAGGACUCCUUCCUAAACUUGAUGCUCAGGAAGCCCGUGAUAUUUCUAAAGAUUGUGCGCAAGGGUUUCCAGCUGAUAUGUACUUUCUAGUGGAUUCAUCCUGGAGUAUGGGAGAAGAGAACUUUGACCAUGUCAGGAGGUUUCUGUACAGCUUGAUACAAUCACUGCACCAGGUUGGCGGGGACAGGUUUAAAUUUGCCCUUGUGCAGUAUAAUAACAGGCCUGAAACUGAGUUCCAGCUCAACACCUACCCAACAACACAGGGAGUCCUGGCACACAUCAAAGCAAUGCCCUAUCGCGGUGGGGGUACCCGGACGGGCCUGGGCCUAGAAUUCUUAACGCGCACUCACCUGACCACUGCUUCGGGCAGCCGUGCUGUUGAAGGGGUGGCUCAGGUGGUGGUAGUGCUAACAGAUGGGCGCUCCCAGGAUGACGCUUCUGAGCCAGCUCAGGUGCUGCAGAUGGCGGGCGUGGAGGUGUUUGCAGUCGGAGUUCAGAAUGCAGUGGACUUGGAACUCAGAGAGAUGGCUAGCCGGCCCUAUGAAAGUCAUGUAUUCAGUAUAGACUCUUUCCUGACCUUGCGGGAUAUAAUCCAAGAUUUAGUAGUGGGGCUUUGCAGCACAGUGGGCCAGCCUGGGGGUGCUUCUGUGGCAAAUGAGUCCCCUGUGACUGGAGGAGGGACAGAACAAGAUUCAGCUGACCUAGUAUUCUUAAUUGAUGGAUCAGAGAACGUUGGAGCACCAAACUUCCCCGCUGUACUUGAUUUGGUUUUGAGAAUCAUUGAACGCCUUGAUGUGGGCAGGAACACUGUUCGGGUAGCCUUGGCCCUGUACAACACCGACCCCCAGAUAAAGUUCUAUCUAAAUAGAUAUGACAGCAAAUCAAGAGUCCUGGAAGCUGUGAAGGGCCUCACCUUCUCGGGGGGUGACGAAUCUAACCUCGGCUCUGCCUUGGAGGAAGUGGCUGAAAGCCUUUUGAGUGAAACAGCUGGGGGCAGGGCAGAAGAAGGCGUUCCCCAGAUAUUGGUGGUAAUCAGCGCGGGGCAGUCAACUGAUGAUACUGGUGCUGGUACCCGGGCCCUUAAAAUGGCUGGAGUUGUCACAUUAGGUGUGGCAAUUGGUGACAUCGCCACCACAGAUCUGGAAGCGGUUGCUACAGACAAAAGUUUUGUCAUAUUAGCCCCUAAUUUCAGAGCAGUGGCAAACAUGGUUGACCAGCUGUUACAUUACAUUAAUGGCGUGAUCCAGCGCAACCUUUUAUUUGAGAAUGAGUUCACAGAAGUCUUGGAGGUGGGGAAACGAGACAUCAUUUUCCUAAUCGACAGUACAAUGGGUGCAACAGUCAUCAGUUCUCUACGUGAAUUCAUCAAGCAGUUUGUUGAAACCAGGCCUAUUGGCCCAGAUAAGGUCCAAAUUGGUGUGGCACAGUUUGGCAAUACUCCUCGAGUUGUGAUGGACCUAAAUUCCCAUGGAUCCAGGGAAGAAUUGGUUGCUGCCUUGCCUACUCUCAGACCAAGACCAGGAUCGACAGUCAAUAUUGGAGCAGCCUUGGACUUUGUGAGGAUGAAUAUGCUGCAGCCUGCAAAGGGCAGUCGUAUUCAACAGCGGGUACCCCAGCUUUUGAUGUUGUUCACCAGUAAAUCUUCCAGUGACAGUGUUGAGGAACCUGCCAAGGCUCUGCAUCGUAUGGGGGUACUGACUCUGGCUGCAGGCUCCAGAGGGGUUGAUGUGAACCAGAUGAAGCAGAUUGCCUUUGUUGAGCGUGUAGUUUUCAUGACAAAGGAUUUACGUGCACUAACUCGUAAUCCAAGAGAAAUUCUAGAUGCACUCACCACUCUAGCUGGGGAAGUGACAGAAGUUCCCACUGAAUCAGAGGUAGAGAUCACAACGGUACAGACUCAAAAAGUGGUCAGAGACAUUGUAUUUCUGGUGGAUGGCUCCAACUACAUUGGCAGGAGUAAUUUCCCCUAUAUAAGAGAUUUCAUGAUUAAUGUGGUCAACCAGCUGGAGAUCCGCCCUGACAGGGUCCAGAUUGGUCUAUUGCAGUUUGCUGAGACACCAAAAGUGGAAUUCUAUUUGAACAACUACAGCAACAGGCAAGAUGUUGUGAAUAAAAUCUAUCAACUCAGACUGACUGGAGGCUCAGUUCUGAAUACAGGAGCUGCUAUGAACUACGCCCUCUCCACAAUGUUCCAACCAUCAACAGGAUCUCGCAGGCGGCAGGGAGUCCAGCAAGUUUUAGUUCUGAUUACAGGUGGUCCAUCCCAGGAUGAAGUUAAAAGAGUAGCUGAUCAAUUAGCACUUGAAGGAGUUUUAACAUUCACAGUCAGUUCUGGGCAAGCUGAUGAAGAACUCCUUAAAACUGCAGCCUUUGUUCCAGAUUUAGCUUACCAUGAAACAAGUUUCUCUGAUUUACCGGCCAUGGCUGAAACAAUCAUGCCGAAAUUAAUAACAGUGGUUGGGGAUACUGAUGUAACAGCUGGUGUUCCAAAAAUCGAAAGGGACGUUGCCUUCUUGAUUGAUGGAACAGACAACGUUAGGGAAGGUUUUGCCGCCAUCAGAGAUUUCAUAAUUAAAAUAAUUGAACCACUUAAUAUUGGGAAUGACAUGGUACAAAUUUCAGUGGUCCAACACAGUGAGAGGCCAACUCCAAGUUUCUAUCUGAACACUUAUCAAACCAAAGAUGAAGUCAUAAGAGCUAUCAACGCGAUGACACCAGCUGGUGGACAAACUCUAAACACAGGAGCUGCUUUAACCUAUAUGAAGAACACCAUCCUGUCCGGAAGGCAUGGUAGUCGAGCUGCACAAAAUGUCCCUCAGUUUCUAAUAGUUUUGACUGCAAGUAGGUCCAGAGACAAUGUAAGGGAACCUGCCGGUGCGCUGAAGACUGAGGGAGUCGUACCAUUUGGUGUUGGUGUCAAGGAUGCAGAUCCAAAGCAGAUUGAGGCCAUUUCACAUAAUCCUUCCUUUGCCUUCAAUGUAAAGGAAUUCAGCGAGCUUAGCACCAUACCACAAAGACUCAACAACUAUGUAAGCCUUCCAAGUGAACAUCUUACUGAAGUUCUGGAGAAAGUACAAAGUGAUGCUCCAAAAAGAGAUAUUGUGUUUCUACUGGAUGGUUCUGAUAACACAAUAAAUGGAUUCCCAGAGAUAAAACUCUUUAUGAAGAGCAUAGUGGAGAGUCUCUUUGUCAGUGACAUCAAAGACCGGGUGUCUGUAGUUCAGUUUGCAGAUAACUCUGAGGUCAACUUUUAUCUAAACUCUCACCAGACAAAAACAGACAUCAUGAAUGCCAUGGACAAUAUAAGGCACAAGGGUGGAAGUAGCAUUAACAUUGGGGGUGCACUCCAGUUUGUGAGGCACAGUGUCUUCACUUCCUCAACGGGCAGCAGAAGACUAGAAGGAGUUCCCCAGAUUUUAAUUCUACUAAGUAGCAAACCUUCCACUGAUAAUGUAAGAGGUCCAGCUUUUGCUCUUAAAGAACAUGAAAUUAUAUCAGUGGGAGUUGGAAUUGGAGAUGCUGAACUUUCAGAGCUGGAAAUGGUUGCCUUCAAUCCUGGUUUUACAUACAAGGUCGCUGAUUUCUCCAAGUUACCCUCAAUUCAAUCACAACUUGUUGCUUCACUGAACAUACAUAAGGCAGCAAAGGAAACAGUAACUGGAAUCUCUGAUUUAGUAGCUAGUAAUAAAAGGGACAUAGUGUUUCUUCUUGAUGGAUCAGAUGACUCUAGAAGUGGGUUUCCAGCUAUUCGAGAGUUCAUGAGAAGAAUGGCAGAAGAGUUGAACAUUGAAGAAGACAAGGUUCGAAUGGCUGUUGUACUGUAUAGUGAUGACAUGGACGUUUACUUCAGUCUGAAAACUCACAAAUCAAAAAAGGCGAUAAUCUAUGCCGUGAGAAGUCUUCGCCACAAAGGAGGAAGAUUUCGGAACACAGGAGCGGCUCUACGAUUUGUGCGAGACCAUGUUUUCACAGUUUCUUCUGGUAGUAGACUCCGAGAGGGAGUCCCCCAGGUUCUAUUAUUAUUAACUGGAGGAAAAUCCAGUGAUGAUGUUUCUGUACCUGCAUUAGAUUUAAAACAAUCUGGCAUUCUGUCUUUUGCCAUUGGAAUGAAAAAUGCAAACCAGGAGGAGCUUCAAAACAUUGCGUCAUCCUCUACAUUCCUUUUCAAUCUGCCGGUCUUUGGUGAACUUUUAUCCAUUCAGCCAGAAGUAGCUGCAGUUAUCCAGGCAGAAAUACACAUUGAACACCCCUCUAUUGUAGUUGAAUUAGAGUCCCCUCAAAGAGAUAUAGUAUUUCUGUUGGAUGGGUCAGAUGACACACGGAGUGGCUUUUCAGCAAUGAAAGGUUUUGUCCAAAGAGUGGUACAAACACUGAAUGUUGGUGAGAACAAAGACCGUGUUUCUGUGGUCCAAUAUAGCAGAAUUCCACAGAUGCAUUUUAACUUGAGAACCUACACAGAGAAAGCCAACAUUCUUAAUGCACUCCAGGAGUUGAACCAUCUAGGUGGCAGACCGCUCAACACUGGGGCAGCUCUAGACUUUGUGAGAAACAAUGCUUUCACUGACUCCUCAGGAAGUCGCCGUGAAGAUGGCAUUCCUCAAAUAUUGAUUUUGUUGAGUGGGGGAAGAUCUCAAGACAAUGUUGCAAGUGCUGCUGCAGCUCUAAAACAAGAGAAAGUUGUUCCAUUCUGUGUGGGUACAAGGAAUGCAGACAUACUUCAGCUACAAAUGAUUGCAUUUAACCCAUCCUAUGCUUUCAAUGUGCCCCGGUUUGAUGAUUUUGGGAGUAUCCAUACACAACUUGUAUCUUUUGUGAAAAGAGUGCCUCGACAGCAGCCAAGAAUAAAAUCACAGGAAGUAUUGGGUUUAGCAGAUCACUCUGAUCAACAUGAUAUUGUAUUUCUACUGGAUUCCUCAGAUGAUAUGCAAAAUGAAUAUCAGACAAUACUUGGUUUUGUUGAGAGAAUAAUAGAGAAAUUCAGUGUGGAUGAAAACAAAAACCGUAUUUCGGUGGUGCAGUACAGCGGGCAACCAUAUGUUGAAUUUUUUCUGAACACACACAAGACACAGCAGAAUGUUAUGAGAAACGUGAGACGUCUGAGGCAUAAAGGGGGCAGACCUCUGAAUACUGGUGCAGCCCUCCAGUAUGUCAAGGAUAAUGUUUUUGAAUCCUCUUCUGGCAGUAGACAUCUGCAAGGUGUGCAUCAGUUUUUGCUUCUCCUGACUGGUGGACGGUCAAAUGAUGACGUCAAAAAUGCUGUGAAAUCUCUAAAAGGAAUUGGUGUAACUUCAAUUGUGGUGGGAACAAAGAAUGCAGAUAUUCUUGAGAUUCAGACAAUUUCACAGGACACAGGUCGGGCUUUCCUCUCAACCGACUCCAGUGAUUUGUCAAGCAUUGAAAAAGAAAUAUAUUCUGCCAUUCAAAAGGGGGCAACCCCUACUUUAAACCCAACCUUAAAUGAUGUCUACAGAAGAGAUGUAGUUUUUGUCCUUGAUGCGUCUGAUGAUACAUUGCCAAGUUUUCCAGCCAUUAAAGACUUUGUGCAGAGAAUAGUGGAAAACCUAAAAAUUGGUGAAAACAGAGAUCGUGUGGCAGUGGUUCAGUACAGCAACAAAGCAGAAACAAAUUUUGACUUAAGUCGUCACUCAACAGACGUUGAUGUUCUUGGUGCUGUAAGAGAUCUACAUCACAAAGGAGGUUAUACUCGUAAUAUUGGAACAGCUCUUGAGUAUGCAAGAGUCAAUAUAUUUACUUCUGUGUCAGAAAGUAGACUCCUGGAGGGUGUCUCACAGAUUCUCAUAUUACUGAGUGGUGGAAGAUCUGGAGAUGAUAUAAGAACCCCAGUGAGUAUGCUGAAAGAAAAUGGUGUCAUAUGCAUUGCUAUUGGAACAAAGGAUGCUGACACUAUAGAGCUCCAAACCAUUUCUUAUGAACCCAAAUAUGCAGUCUCAGUUACUGAUUUUGAGAACCUUCUCACUGCUAAGGAGAAUGUGUUGUCAUUGUUAAGAGACUCUUCCUAUCAUGCAGAUGAACUAGCUUCUUCAAAGGGUUCUGAUUCGAAGAAACAUGAUAUUGUGUUUCUUAUUGAUGGAUCAUAUGACUCACAAAAGGGCUUUGAAACAAUACGAGGCUUUAUAGAGAAGUUUGUCAGAAGCUUGAAUUUAGGUGAGAACAGAGAUCAAGUGGCUGUUGUUCAGUACAGCCGUGAUACCAGAGUCAAUUUCUACUUGAAUUCCUAUUCAUCCAAGAAUGAUGUGCUCAAUUCAAUCAGAACAAUGAGCCAUAAGUCGGGACGACCCCUCAACAUUGGCAGAGCACUGGCAUUUGUCAGAGAUAAUGUCUUUGCUGGUUCAGUUGGAGGUAGAAGCAUAGAAUUGGUCCCUCAGUUUUUAUAUGUAUUUAGUGGUGGCAGAUCAUGGGAUGAUGUCAGAGGACCAGCACAGUCACUCAAAGAAAAUGGAAUAAAAACAAUUACUUUUGGAACAAAGAAUUCUGAUACCUUGGAAAUGCAAACCAUCUCUUACACCCCGGCACACUAUUUCUUUGUCACGGAAUUUGAAAAUCUUCAGAAUAUGCAACCAUCUGUGGAAGCCACAAUGAGGGGCACUCAAGAAAACCCUGAGAUUUCAACUGUUAUUGUUGACACCACCAAAAAGGAUAUCGUGUUCCUUCUGGAUGAUUCUGACAGCACAAGGAGUGGCUUUCCUGCCAUGCGUGAUUUUGUUGAGAGAGUAGUGGACAGGCUAAAUGUGGGAGAAAACAAAGACCGUGUCUGUGUGGUGCAAUACAGCAGAAAUGCACAGGUCCAUUUCUAUCUGAACACAUUCAAAACUAAACAGGAUGUUGUGGAAUCGGUCAGAGGGCUAAGACACAGAGGCGGCAGGCCCCUCAACACUGGGGCAGCCCUCCAAUUCGUGAGGGACAACGUCAUCACAAACUCCACUGGCAGCAGGCGCCCGCAAGGGGUCCCACAGAUUUUGCUUCUGCUAAAUGGGGGAAAGUCUUUCGACGAUGUAGAUGCUCCAGCCUCUGCUCUCAAACAGCAGGGCGUCUUUGUGAUUGGCAUUGGAACAAGAAGCUCUGACAGCAGAGAGCUGCAGAGGAUAUCACAUGACCCUAGUCAUGCUCUAUUGGUCUCUGAGUUUACUGACUUACCCACUUUACAAGAGCAGCUGUCCUCUGCAAUGAGUUCAGUGCCCACGAGAUCCACACCAACAAUAAUCGUGGACAGAAAGCCAGCAGGAAAGGAUGUUGUGUUCUUGUUGGAUGGAUCUGAUGGUACUAGAGCUGGAUUCGCAGCAAUGCGAGACUUUGUCCAAAGAGUGGUAGAGACACUCAGUGUGGAUGACAACAAGGACCGUGUCUCAGUGGUUCAGUACAGCAGAGACCCAGCUGUCCAGUUUUAUCUGAACACGUACGCCACAAAAAGUGAGAUCCUUGACACUGUCAGAGGAUUGAGGCACAAAGGUGGAAGACCUCUCAAUACUGGAGCAGCUCUCCAAUACUUGAGGGACAAUGUCUUCACAGCCUCUGCAGGAAGCAGGCUUCUGGAAAGAGUUCCACAGGUGCUCAUAUUGCUAAGUGGCGGAAGGUCCUCUGACAGUGUGGAGGCCGCAGCCUCUGCUCUUAAGCAGCUGGGUAUACAGACCUUUGCAAUUGGAACCAGGGGUGCCGAUCGCAGCGAACUGCAGAAGCUAUCCCAACGUCCCACCGAUGCCAUAUUAGUUUCUGAAUUCACUGACCUGCCCAGCGUCCAAAAGCAACUUCAAACUUCUGUGGAGGCAGUGUCUGAAGAGGUUGCCCCUAAAUUACCAACUGUACCUGUUGACAUUGCCAAAAAGGAUAUCGUGUUCCUUCUGGAUGAUUCUGACAGCACAAGGAGUGGCUUUCCUGCCAUGCGUGAUUUUGUUGAGGGGGUAGUGGACAGGCUAAAUGUGGGAGAAAACAAAGACCGUGUCUCUGUGGUGCAAUACAGCAGAGAUGCAGAGGUCCAUUUCUAUCUGAACAGGUUCAAAACUAAACAGGAUGUUGUGGAUUCGGUAAGAGGGCUGAGACACAGAGGCGGCAGGCCCCUCAACACUGGGGCAGCCCUCCAAUUUGUGAGGAACAACGUUAUCACAAACUCCUCUGGCAGCAGGCGCCCGCAAGGGGUCCCACAGAUUUUGCUUUUGCUAAAUGGGGGAAAGUCUGUCGACGAUGUAGAUGCUCCAGCCUCUGCUCUCAAACAGCAGGGCGUCUUUGUGAUUGGCAUUGGAACAAGAAGCUCUGACAGCAGAGAGCUGCAGAGGAUAUCACAUGACCCUAGUCAUGCUCUAUUAGUCUCUGAGUUUACUGACCUACCCACCAUACAAGAGCAGCUGUCCUCUGCAAUGAGCUCAGUGCCCACGAGAUCCACACCAACAAUAAUCGUGGACAGAAAGCCAGCAGGAAAGGAUGUUGUGUUCUUGUUGGAUGGAUCUGAUGGUACUAGAGCUGGAUUCGCAGCAAUGCGAGACUUUGUCCAAAGAGUGGUAGAGACACUCAGUGUGGAUGACAACAAGGACCGUGUCUCAGUGGUUCAGUACAGCAGAGACCCAGCUGUCCAGUUUUAUCUGAACACGUACGCCACAAAAAGUGAGAUCCUUGACACUGUCAGAGGAUUGAGGCACAAAGGUGGAAAACCUCUCAAUACUGGAGCAGCUCUCCAAUACUUGAGGGACAAUGUCUUCACAGCCUCUGCAGGAAGCAGGCUUCUGGAAAGAGUUCCACAGGUGCUCAUAUUGCUAAGUGGCGGAAGGUCCUCUGACAGUGUGGAGGCCGCAGCCUCUGCUCUUAAGCAGCUGGGUAUACAGACCUUUGCAAUUGGAACCAGGGGUGCCGAUCGCAGCGAACUGCAGAAGCUAUCCCACCGUCCCACUGAUGCCAUAUUAGUUUCUGAAUUCACUGACCUGCCCAGCGUCCAAAAGCAACUUCAAACUUCUGUGGAGGCAGUGUCUGAAGAGGUUGCCCCUAAAUUACCAACUGUACAUGUUGACACUGCCAAAAAGGAUAUCGUUUUCCUUCUGGAUGAUUCUGACAGCACAAGGAGUGGCUUUCCUGCCAUGCGUGAUUUUGUUGAGAGAGUAGUGGACAGGCUAAAUGUGGGAGAAAACAAAGACCGUGUCUCUGUGGUGCAAUACAGCAGAGAUGCAGAGGUCCAUUUCUAUCUGAACACGUUCAAAACUAAACAGGAUGUUGUGGAUUCGGUAAGAGGGCUGAGACACAGAGGCGGCAGGCCCCUCAACACUGGGGCAGCCCUCCAAUUCGUGAGGAACAACGUUAUCACAAACUCCUCUGGCAGCAGGCGCCCGCAAGGGGUCCCACAGAUUUUGCUUUUGCUAAAUGGGGGAAAGUCUGUCGACGAUGUAGAUGCUCCAGCCUCUGCUCUCAAACAGCAGGGCGUCUUUGUGAUUGGCAUUGGAACAAGAAGCUCUGACAGCAGAGAGCUGCAGAGGAUAUCACAUGACCCUAGUCAUGCUCUAUUAGUCUCUGAGUUUACUGACCUACCCACCAUACAAGAGCAGCUGUCCUCUGCAAUGAGCUCAGUGCCCACGAGAUCCACACCAACAAUAAUCGUGGACAGAAAGCCAGCAGGAAAGGAUGUUGUGUUCUUGUUGGAUGGAUCUGAUGGUACUAGAGCUGGAUUCGCAGCAAUGCGAGACUUUGUCCAAAGAGUGGUAGAGACACUCAGUGUGGAUGACAACAAGGACCGUGUCUCAGUGGUUCAGUACAGCAGAGACCCAGCUGUCCAGUUUUAUCUGAACACGUACGCCACAAAAAGUGAGAUCCUUGACACUGUCAGAGGAUUGAGGCACAAAGGUGGAAGACCUCUCAAUACUGGAGCAGCUCUCCAAUACUUGAGGGACAAUGUCUUCACAGCCUCUGCAGGAAGCAGGCUUCUGGAAAGAGUUCCACAGGUACUCAUAUUGCUAAGUGGCGGAAGGUCCUCUGACAGUGUGGAGGCCGCAGCCUCUGCUCUUAAGCAGCUGGGUAUACAGACCUUUGCAAUUGGAACCAGGGGUGCCGAUCGCAGCGAACUGCAGAAGCUAUCCCACCGUCCCACUGAUGCCAUAUUAGUUUCUGAAUUCACUGACCUGCCCAGCGUCCAAAAGCAACUUCAAACUUCUGUGGAGGCAGUGUCUGAAGAGGUUGCCCCUGAAUUACCAACUGUACCUGUUGACACUGCCAAAAAGGAUAUCGUUUUCCUUCUGGAUGAUUCUGACAGCACAAGGAGUGGCUUUCCUGCCAUGCGUGAUUUUGUUGAGAGAGUAGUGGACAGGCUAAAUGUGGGAGAAAACAAAGACCGUGUCUCUGUGGUGCAAUACAGCAGAGAUGCAGAGGUCCAUUUCUAUCUGAACACGUUCAAAACUAAACAGGAUGUUGUGGAUUCGGUAAGAGGGCUGAGACACAGAGGCGGCAGGCCCCUCAACACUGGGGCAGCCCUCCAAUUCGUGAGGAACAACGUUAUCACAAACUCCUCUGGCAGCAGGCGCCCGCAAGGGGUCCCACAGAUUUUGCUUUUGCUAAAUGGGGGAAAGUCUGUCGACGAUGUAGAUGCUCCAGCCUCUGCUCUCAAACAGCAGGGCGUCUUUGUGAUUGGCAUUGGAACAAGAAGCUCUGACAGCAGAGAGCUGCAGAGGAUAUCACAUGACCCUAGUCAUGCUCUAUUAGUCUCUGAGUUUACUGACCUACCCAUCAUACAAGAGCAGCUGUCCUCUGCAAUGAGCUCAGUGCCCACGAGAUCCACACCAACAAUAAUCGUGGACAGAAAGCCAGCAGGAAAGGAUGUUGUGUUCUUGUUGGAUGGAUCUGAUGGUACUAGAGCUGGAUUCGCAGCAAUGCGAGACUUUGUCCAAAGAGUGGUAGAGACACUCAGUGUGGAUGACAACAAGGACCGUGUCUCAGUGGUUCAGUACAGCAGAGACCCAGCUGUCCAGUUUUAUCUGAACACGUACGCCACAAAAAGUGAGAUCCUUGACACUGUCAGAGGAUUGAGGCACAAAGGUGGAAGACCUCUCAAUACUGGAGCAGCUCUCCAAUACUUGAGGGACAAUGUCUUCACAGCCUCUGCAGGAAGCAGGCUUCUGGAAAGAGUUCCACAGGUGCUCAUAUUGCUAAGUGGCGGAAGGUCCUCUGACAGUGUGGAGGCCGCAGCCUCUGCUCUUAAGCAGCUGGGUAUACAGACCUUUGCAAUUGGAACCAGGGGUGCCGAUCGCAGCGAACUGCAGAAGCUAUCCCACCGUCCCACCGAUGCCAUAUUAGUUUCUGAAUUCACUGACCUGCCCAGCGUCCAAAAGCAACUUCAAACUUCUGUGGAGGCAGUGUCUGAAGAGGUUGCCCCUGAAUUACCAACUGUACCUGUUGACACUGCCAAAAAGGAUAUCGUUUUUCUUCUGGAUGAUUCUGACAGCACAAGGAGUGGCUUUCCUGCCAUGCGUGAUUUUGUUGAGAGAGUAGUGGACAGGCUAAAUGUGGGAGAAAACAAAGACCGUGUCUCUGUGGUGCAAUACAGCAGAGAUGCAGAGGUCCAUUUCUAUCUGAACACGUUCAAAACUAAACAGGAUGUUGUGGAUUCGGUAAGAGGGCUGAGACACAGAGGCGGCAGGCCCCUCAACACUGGGGCAGCCCUCCAAUUCGUAAGGAACAACGUCAUCACAAACUCCUCUGGCAGCAGGCGCCCGCAAGGGGUCCCACAGAUUUUGCUUUUGCUAAAUGGGGGAAAGUCUUUCGACGAUGUAGAUGCUCCAGCCUCUGCUCUCAAACAGCAGGGCGUCUUUGUGAUUGGCAUUGGAACAAGAAGCUCUGACAGCAGAGAGCUGCAGAGGAUAUCACAUGACCCUAGUCAUGCUCUAUUAGUCUCUGAGUUUACUGACCUACCCACCAUACAAGAGCAGCUGUCCUCUGCAAUGAGCUCAGUGCCCACGAGAUCCACACCAACAAUAAUCGUGGACAGAAAGCCAGCAGGAAAGGAUGUUGUGUUCUUGUUGGAUGGAUCUGAUGGUACUAGAGCUGGAUUCGCAGCAAUGCGAGACUUUGUCCAAAGAGUGGUAGAGACACUCAGUGUGGAUGACAACAAGGACCGUGUCUCAGUGGUUCAGUACAGCAGAGACCCAGCUGUCCAGUUUUAUCUGAACACGUACGCCACAAAAAGUGAGAUCCUUGACACUGUCAGAGGAUUGAGGCACAAAGGUGGAAGACCUCUCAAUACUGGAGCAGCUCUCCAAUACUUGAGGGACAAUGUCUUCACAGCCUCUGCAGGAAGCAGGCUUCUGGAAAGAGUUCCACAGGUGCUCAUAUUGCUAAGUGGCGGAAGGUCCUCUGACAGUGUGGAGGCCGCAGCCUCUGCUCUUAAGCAGCUGGGUAUACAGACCUUUGCAAUUGGAACCAGGGGUGCCGAUCGCAGCGAACUGCAGAAGCUAUCCCACCGUCCCACUGAUGCCAUAUUAGUUUCUGAAUUCACUGACCUGCCCAGCGUCCAAAAGCAACUUCAAACUUCUGUGGAGGCAGUGUCUGAAGAGGUUGCCCCUGAAUUACCAACUGUACCUGUUGACACUGCCAAAAAGGAUAUCGUUUUUCUUCUGGAUGAUUCUGACAGCACAAGGAGUGGCUUUCCUGCCAUGCGUGAUUUUGUUGAGAGAGUAGUGGACAGGCUAAAUGUGGGAGAAAACAAAGACCGUGUCUCUGUGGUGCAAUACAGCAGAGAUGCAGAGGUCCAUUUCUAUCUGAACACGUUCAAAACUAAACAGGAUGUUGUGGAUUCGGUAAGAGGGCUGAGACACAGAGGCGGCAGGCCCCUCAACACUGGGGCAGCCCUCCAAUUCGUGAGGAACAACGUUAUCACAAACUCCUCUGGCAGCAGGCGCCCGCAAGGGGUCCCACAGAUUUUGCUUUUGCUAAAUGGGGGAAAGUCUGUCGACGAUGUAGAUGCUCCAGCCUCUGCUCUCAAACAGCAGGGCGUCUUUGUGAUUGGCAUUGGAACAAGAAGCUCUGACAGCAGAGAGCUGCAGAGGAUAUCACAUGACCCUAGUCAUGCUCUAUUAGUCUCUGAGUUUACUGACCUACCCACCAUACAAGAGCAGCUGUCCUCUGCAAUGAGCUCAGUGCCCACGAGAUCCACACCAACAAUAAUCGUGGACAGAAAGCCAGCAGGAAAGGAUGUUGUGUUCUUGUUGGAUGGAUCUGAUGGUACUAGAGCUGGAUUCGCAGCAAUGCGAGACUUUGUCCAAAGAGUGGUAGAGACACUCAGUGUGGAUGACAACAAGGACCGUGUCUCAGUGGUUCAGUACAGCAGAGACCCAGCUGUCCAGUUUUAUCUGAACACGUACGCCACAAAAAGUGAGAUCCUUGACACUGUCAGAGGAUUGAGGCACAAAGGUGGAAGACCUCUCAAUACUGGAGCAGCUCUCCAAUACUUGAGGGACAAUGUCUUCACAGCCUCUGCAGGAAGCAGGCUUCUGGAAAGAGUUCCACAGGUGCUCAUAUUGCUAAGUGGCGGAAGGUCCUCUGACAGUGUGGAGGCCGCAGCCUCUGCUCUUAAGCAGCUGGGUAUACAGACCUUUGCAAUUGGAACCAGGGGUGCCGAUCGCAGCGAACUGCAGAAGCUAUCCCACCGUCCCACUGAUGCCAUAUUAGUUUCUGAAUUCACUGACCUGCCCAGCGUCCAAAAGCAACUUCAAACUUCUGUGGAGGCAGUGUCUGAAGAGGUUGCCCCUGAAUUACCAACUGUACCUGUUGACACUGCCAAAAAGGAUAUCGUUUUCCUUCUGGAUGAUUCUGACAGCACAAGGAGUGGCUUUCCUGCCAUGCGUGAUUUUGUUGAGAGAGUAGUGGACAGGUUAAAUGUGGGAGAAAACAAAGACCGUGUCUCUGUGGUGCAAUACAGCAGAGAUGCAGAGGUCCAUUUCUAUCUGAACACGUUCAAAACUAAACAGGAUGUUGUGGAUUCGGUAAGAGGGCUGAGACACAGAGGCGGCAGGCCCCUCAACACUGGGGCAGCCCUCCAAUUCGUGAGGAACAACGUUAUCACAAACUCCUCUGGCAGCAGGCGCCCGCAAGGGGUCCCACAGAUUUUGCUUUUGCUAAAUGGGGGAAAGUCUGUCGACGAUGUAGAUGCUCCAGCCUCUGCUCUCAAACAGCAGGGCGUCUUUGUGAUUGGCAUUGGAACAAGAAGCUCUGACAGCAGAGAGCUGCAGAGGAUAUCACAUGACCCUAGUCAUGCUCUAUUAGUCUCUGAGUUUACUGACCUACCCACCAUACAAGAGCAGCUGUCCUCUGCAAUGAGCUCAGCGCCCACGAGAUCCACACCAACAAUAAUCGUGGACAGAAAGCCAGCAGGAAAGGAUGUUGUGUUCUUGUUGGAUGGAUCUGAUGGUACUAGAGCUGGAUUCGCAGCAAUGCGAGACUUUGUCCAAAGAGUGGUGGAGACACUCAGUGUGGAUGACAACAAGGACCGUGUCUCAGUGGUUCAGUACAGCAGAGACCCAGCUGUCCAGUUUUAUCUGAACACGUACGCCACAAAAAGUGAGAUCCUUGACACUGUCAGAGGAUUGAGGCACAAAGGUGGAAGACCUCUCAAUACUGGAGCAGCUCUCCAAUACUUGAGGGACAAUGUCUUCACAGCCUCUGCAGGAAGCAGGCUUCUGGAAAGAGUUCCACAGGUACUCAUAUUGCUAAGUGGCGGAAGGUCCUCUGACAGUGUGGAGGCCGCAGCCUCUGCUCUUAAGCAGCUGGGUAUACAGACCUUUGCAAUUGGAACCAGGGGUGCCGAUCGCAGCGAACUGCAGAAGCUAUCCCACCGUCCCACUGAUGCCAUAUUAGUUUCUGAAUUCACUGACCUGCCCAGCGUCCAAAAGCAACUUCAAACUUCUGUGGAGGCAGUGUCUGAAGAGGUUGCCCCUGAAUUACCAACUGUACCUGUUGACACUGCCAAAAAGGAUAUCGUUUUCCUUCUGGAUGAUUCUGACAGCACAAGGAGUGGCUUUCCUGCCAUGCGUGAUUUUGUUGAGAGAGUAGUGGACAGGUUAAAUGUGGGAGAAAACAAAGACCGUGUCUCUGUGGUGCAAUACAGCAGAGAUGCAGAGGUCCAUUUCUAUCUGAACACGUUCAAAACUAAACAGGAUGUUGUGGAUUCGGUAAGAGGGCUGAGACACAGAGGCGGCAGGCCCCUCAACACUGGGGCAGCCCUCCAAUUCGUGAGGAACAACGUCAUCACAAACUCCUCUGGCAGCAGGCGCCCGCAAGGGGUCCCACAGAUUUUGCUUUUGCUAAAUGGGGGAAAGUCUGUCGACGAUGUAGAUGCUCCAGCCUCUGCUCUCAAACAGCAGGGCGUCUUUGUGAUUGGCAUUGGAACAAGAAGCUCUGACAGCAGAGAGCUGCAGAGGAUAUCACAUGACCCUAGUCAUGCUCUAUUAGUCUCUGAGUUUACUGACCUACCCACCAUACAAGAGCAGCUGUCCUCUGCAAUGAGCUCAGUGCCCACGAGAUCCACACCAACAAUAAUCGUGGACAGAAAGCCAGCAGGAAAGGAUGUUGUGUUCUUGUUGGAUGGAUCUGAUGGUACUAGAGCUGGAUUCGCAGCAAUGCGAGACUUUGUCCAAAGAGUGGUAGAGACACUCAGUGUGGAUGACAACAAGGACCGUGUCUCAGUGGUUCAGUACAGCAGAGACCCAGCUGUCCAGUUUUAUCUGAACACAUACGCCACAGAAAGUGAGAUCCUUGACACUGUCAGAGGAUUGAGGCACAAAGGUGGAAGACCUCUCAAUACUGGAGCAGCUCUCCAAUACUUGAGGGACAAUGUCUUCACAGCCUCUGCAGGAAGCAGGCUUCUGGAAAGAGUUCCACAGGUGCUCAUAUUGCUAAGUGGUGGAAGGUCCUCUGACAAUGUGGAGGCCGCAGCCUCUGCUCUUAAGCAGCUGGGUAUACAGACCUUUGCAAUUGGAACCAGGGGUGCCGAUCGCAGCGAACUGCAGAAGCUAUCCCACCGUCCCACUGAUGCCAUAUUAGUUUCUGAAUUCACUGACCUGCCCAGCGUCCAAAAGCAACUUCAAACUUCUGUGGAGGCAGUGUCUGAAGAGGUUGCCCCUGAAUUACCAACUGUACCUGUUGACACUGCCAAAAAGGAUAUCGUUUUCCUUCUGGAUGAUUCUGACAGCACAAGGAGUGGCUUUCCUGCCAUGCUUGAUUUUGUUGAGAGAGUAGUGGACAGGCUAAAUGUGGGAGAAAACAAAGACCGUGUCUCUGUGGUGCAAUACAGCAGAGAUGCAGAGGUCCAUUUCUAUCUGAACACGUUCAAAACUAAACAGGAUGUUGUGGAUUCGGUAAGAGGGCUGAGACACAGAGGCGGCAGGCCCCUCAACACUGGGGCAGCCCUCCAAUUCGUGAGGAACAACGUCAUCACAAACUCCUCUGGCAGCAGGCGCCCGCAAGGGGUCCCACAGAUUUUGCUUUUGCUAAAUGGGGGAAAGUCUUUCGACGAUGUAGAUGCUCCAGCCUCUGCUCUCAAACAGCAGGGCGUCUUUGUGAUUGGCAUUGGAACAAGAAGCUCUGACAGCAGAGAGCUGCAGAGGAUAUCACAUGACCCUAGUCAUGCUCUAUUAGUCUCUGAGUUUACUGACCUACCCACCAUACAAGAGCAGCUGUCCUCUGCAUUGACCUCAGCACCCACGAGAUCCACACCAACAAUAAUCGUGGGCAGAAAGCCAGCAGGAAAGGAUGUUGUGUUCUUGUUGGAUGGAUCUGAUGGUACUAGAGCUGGAUUCGCAGCAAUGCGAGACUUUGUCCAAAGAGUGGUAGAGACACUCAGUGUGGAUGACAACAAGGACCGUGUCUCAAUGGUUCAGUACAGCAGAGACCCAGCUGUCCAGUUUUAUCUGAACACGUACGCCACUAAAAGUGAGAUCCUUGACACUGUCAGAGGAUUGAGGCACAAAGGUGGAAGACCUCUCAAUACUGGAGCAGCUCUCCAAUACUUGAGGGACAAUGUCUUCACAGCCUCUGCAGGAAGCAGGCUUCUGGAAAGAGUUCCACAGGUGCUCAUAUUGCUAAGUGGCGGAAGGUCCUCUGACAGUGUGGAGGCCGCAGCCUCUGCUCUUAAGCAGCUGGGUGUACAGACCUUUGCAGUUGGAACCAGGGGUGCCGAUCGCAGCGAACUGCAGAAGCUAUCCCACCGUCCCACUGAUGCUAUAUUAGUUUCUGAAUUCACUGACCUGCCCAGCGUCCAAAAGCAACUUCAAACUUCUGUGGAGGCAGUGUCUGAAGAGGUUGCCCCUGAAUUACCAACUGUACCUGUUGACACUGCCAAAAAGGAUGUUGUGUUCCUUCUGGAUGCUUCUGACAGCACAAGGAGUGGCUUUCCUGCCAUGCGUGAUUUUGUUGAGAGAGUAGUGGACAGGCUAAAUGUGGGAGAAAACAAAGACCGUGUCUCUGUGGUGCAAUACAGCAGAGAUGCAGAGGUCCAUUUCUAUCUGAACACGUUCAAAACUAAACAGGAUGUUGUGGAUUCGGUAAGAGGGCUGAGACACAGAGGCGGCAGGCCCCUCAACACUGGGGCAGCCCUCCAAUUCGUGAGGAACAACGUCAUCACAAACUCCUCUGGCAGCAGGCGCCCGCAAGGGGUCCCACAGAUUUUACUUUUGCUAAAUGGGGGAAAGUCUUUCGACGAUGUAGAUGCUCCAGCCUCUGUUCUCAAACAGCAGGGCGUCUUUGUGAUUGGCAUUGGAAUAAGAAGCUCUGACAGCGGAGAGCUGCAGAGGAUAUCACAUGACCCUAGUAAUGCUCUAUUAGUCUCUGAGUUUACUGACCUACCCACCAUACAAGAGCAGCUGUCCUCUGCAAUGAGCUCAGUGCCCACGAGAUCCACACCAACAAUAAUCGCUGAAUCGCAAGGUCCCCGGAAGGAUAUUGUUUUCAUUGUUGAUGGAUCUGAUGCGGUUGGACGUGAAUUUCCUAUCAUUAAGGAGUUCAUGCGCAGGAUUGUGGAAAAUCUCAAUGUGGGCGAGAAUAAGAUACGGAUAGGUGUGGUCCAGUAUGGUGACUCUGCUCAGACUGACAUAUACCUGAACACACAUACAACCAAAGAAGGUGUCUUAAAUGCAGUUAAGGGAUUGAGGCAAAGAGGAGGAAGACAACGUAACCUCGGUCGAGCCUUGCAGAUGGUCGGUCAGGUUGUUCUUACACCAGCUCGUGGUGGCAGGAAGCGAGAGGGUGUACCACAGUUUGUUAUUGUUGUCGCCAGUGGGGCUUCCACAGAUGACAUCACAGGAGCAGCAACUACUCUCAAACAAUCCAGAGUUAUUCCUUUUAGCAUUGGGACCAGGGAUGUAAAUCCUACAGAGCUGCAGGUAGUUUCCUAUGUAGCACACUUUGCUGUUACAGUAGAUGACCUGCCUGGGUUGUACACAGUCCAAGAAAGUCUAAUCAACACUCUUACCGAGAUGUCAGAUGAUGACAUUACCAGGAUGCGUCCAGAAUUCCCAAGAUAUGAUGGAAUCACACCAACAAGCCCGGGAGAAAAGAGAGAUGUUGUAUUUCUCAUUGAUGGCACAACAGCAGUGCGUAGUGAGUUCCCUGCCAUCCGUGAAAUGAUAAGAAGAGUUGUGGAGAAGCUGGAUAUAGGACUGGAUAAUAUUCGAGUUUCAGUGGUACAGUACAGUGAAGAGCCAAAAGCAGAAUUUCUUUUGAAUGAAUUCUCUACCAAAGAUGAGGUACGCCAAGCUGUGGCAAGACUUCGUAACAAAGGUGGAAACCUCCUAAACACAGGGCGUGCCCUUGAGUGGGUCUCCAGGAACAUCUACCAGAGGUCAGCAGGAAGCCGCAUUGAGGAAGGAGUUCCUCAGUUCCUCAUUCUAGUUACAGGUGGCAAAUCUGCAGAUGAUGUGUCCACUUCAGCUGACCAACUAAAGAGAAACAGAAUUGCACCUCUUGCUAUAGGCUCAAGAAAUACAGAUCUUGAUGAACUUAAACAGAUUUCUCUGAAACCUGAACUUGUAUAUAGAGUUGAAAGUUUCCAACAACUUCCAAGAGUGGAGACGCAGCUCAUCGAUUCAGUCAAAACAAUAUCCACUACAGAAAUCAUCAGUAGCUAUGUUCCUGAGACAGCUGUAACCGUAAAUCUUGGAAGAAAGGACAUCAUCUUUCUUAUCGAUGGCUCAGAUGUUACAGGUCCUGCUGGCAUUGCUCAUAUUCGUGACUUCAUCCUCAACAUUGUAAAACAACUUGAUGUGCGGCCAGAUCAAGUUCGAGUGGCUGUUGUCCAAUAUGCAGACAAAAUUCAAACAGAGUUCUCGCUGAAAUCACAUAAUAACAAGGAAGGCGUGAUUUCUGCAAUCAAAAGACUUCGUCAGAUGGGAGGCCGCUCAUCAGAUCUAGCCAAUGCCAUUGACUAUAUACUAAAGAAUGAGUUAAAGCCUGCUGCCGGUGCUCGUCCAGUUGAGGCCUCCCAGCAUCUUGUGGUUCUCACAGGUGGACGUUCCUCCCAAGAUGUUUCUCUAUAUGGACCUCUGCUUAAGGGUUCUAGAGUAAACUGUGUUGGUAUUGGAGCUGGUGGUGCUGACAAAAGGCAGCUAACCCAAAUUACUACCACUGCAGAGGAUGUUCUACAGGUUCCUGCAUUUCGUGGACUGUCAAGUGUCCAGGAACGGCUUAUUGUCAGGUUAGGUGAAACUAUGAUUGAGGAAACACCCACAGAUAGGGAGACUGAUCCCUCUCCACCUAAAAAGGCUGAUAUAGUGUUUUUAGUAGAUAGCUCCAUUAACUUGGGGCAGGAACAUUUUAACGAUGUAAUGGCCUUUAUAAUAAACCUAAUUGACUUGUUCUUCACUGAGAGAGAUAACCCGCGUAUUGGGUUGGCUCAUUACGCUGCAGAUGUGACAGAUGCCUUCUAUCUCAACACUUACAAAAAUAAGGAUGAUGUUAUAAACGCCAUUGGCCAAGCAGAGUAUAAAGGUGGAAAUAAAAUCAACACUGGUGCAGCUAUUCGACAUAUCCAAAAUGUCCACUUUACUAAAGAAAAAGGCAGCAGGAUGGAUGAGGGAACCCCUCAGAUCCUAAUGGUUAUCACUGGAGGAAAGUCAGCUGAUGACAGUAAAACAGCAGCUCUUGGUUUGAAGAAAAAAGGUGUCAGAGUCUUUGCUAUAGGGGUCGGCAACAUUGAGGAUGAACUAGAAAAUCUAGCUAGUCAGUCUUCCACUGUGGCUCGAGCUGUAAACUUUCAGGAGCUUUCAGAGCUCAAUGAACAAAUCCUGGAGACUUUAAAUGACCAAAUGAAGGGGGAGGAGUGUGUUGAAGUGGCAGAUGUUCCAAGGACCUGCAAUGUAGAAGUGUUGGUGGGCUUUGAUGUAUCUGCCCAGAACAUCUUUAGUGCUCAGACCAAUCUACAGAGCAAGAUGGGUGCCAUUCUACAGAGGAUUUCCAAAAUGGCAGCCAUUAGUUGUUCACUUGGACAGAUUCCUUCGGUGCAAGUUGGCAUGCUGGCCAUGGACUCUGCUUCUGAGCCUGUCCAAGUGGACUUCACAGACAAUGCUGAUGAGCUUUUUGAGGCAUUCAGAGACCUACGGAACCGUGGCCCCUUUGUCCUCAAUGGAAAGACCAUCUCAGCUUACAAUAAUAUGUUUAAAGCCAGACAGGACAACAUUGUCAAGGUUGUCAUCCAUCUGACUGAUGGUCUUGAUGCUCCAUAUGCUGAAAUGAAACGCCAAGUUGAAGAGCUUAGAGUCUCCGGAGUCGACGGGUUUAUCCUUGUCGGGCUGGAGCGCGUCCCCAAAUUUGAGGACGCCUUGCUGUUAGAAUUUGGCCGUGGCUUCAGGUACACCAGACCCUUACGAGUAAACAUCAUGGACUUGGACUAUGAGCUCAUGGAAGAACUGGACAAUAUUGCAGAGAGAUCAUGUUGUGGAGUUCCAUGCAAAUGUACUGGCACCAGAGGCGACAGAGGAGGAGUUGGAUUUGCAGGCACUAAGGGUGGUCCAGGAUUAUCAGGAAGCCAAGGACAUCCCGGAGAUGAGGGUGGACCUGGAGAGAGAGGUCCUCCUGGUGUAAAUGGAACUCAGGGUUUCCAGGGAUGUCCUGGACAGAGAGGUGUCAAGGGUUCUCGUGGGUAUUCAGGAGAAAAUGGUGAGACUGGAGAAAUUGGAUUAGAUGGCAUCAACGGAGAAGAGGGCAAGAGUGGAGUGGCAGGACCUCUGGGAGACAGAGGAAAUCCAGGCAGAAGAGGCCCUAAAGGUGCCAAAGGACAAAAAGGAGAUGGAGGAGAAAUGGGAAUCAGAGGUGACCCUGGUACAAGUGGUAAAGAUAACAGCCAGAGAGGACCUAAGGGAGAACCGGGUGAUGCUGGACCACCGGGAGAACCAGGUGAGGACGGACAGAGAGGAGUCCUUGGAGAACGUGGAAGACUGGGAGGUGAUGGGAGGAGAGGUGCGCCUGGAUCACCUGGAGUUGCUGGAAGGCCAGGAGGUGAAGGUGUGCAGGGAGAGCCUGGUAUUGGAGGAUCUAGAGGUCCACCUGGACCUAUGGGUACCCCAGGAUCUAGAGGAGAAGAUGGAAACCCUGGACCCAGAGGUCCCGGUGGUAAAACAGGUCCCGGUGGAGAAAAAGGUAGAAGAGGAGCUCUUGGUCGCAAGGGAGAGCCAGGAGAGCCGGGACCUAAAGGUGUUGUUGGACCGCUUGGCCCCCGUGGAGAGCCUGGUGAAGAUGGAAGGGAUGGAUUUGGUGUCCCAGGGCCCAAAGGAAGAAAGGGGGAUGAAGGCUUCCCAGGAUUUCCUGGACCAAAGGGAGCAGCUGGCGACCCAGGUUCCAAUGGUGGACCUGGACCCCAUGGAAAACCUGGACAGAGGGGUGUCUCUGGGAACAUUGGUCCAUCAGGACAGAAGGGAGAAGAUGGAUAUCCAGGGCCCUAUGGCCAGAAAGGACCGAGAGGACCAGGUGUUGUGCAAUGUGACCUGGUCAAGAAGAUCAGAGAAAACUGCCCUUGCUGUUCCGGUCAGCAGGAAUGCCCACUAUUUCCCACUGAGUUGGCCUUUGCCCUGGAUGUUUCACAGGGAGUUUCACCCACAGCCUUCAACAACAUGCGGGACACCGUUCUGCGCAUAGUCAGAGACAUUACAAUAUCAGAAAGCAACUGUCCAAGAGGAGCUCGUGUUGCUGUGACCCUGUACAACAAUAAAGUUAUUACAGAAGUUCGAUUCGCUGACGCGCUAAAGAAACGUGCUUUGCUGCAGCGCAUAGAGGGCCUGCAAAACCCAGUGACAGGCCAGCAGCGCAGUCUAAACACGGCCAUGAGUUUUGUGGCCCAGAACACCUUCAAGCGAGUGCGCAGCGGCUUUCUCAUGAGAAAGGUUGCAAUCUUCUUUGUUGGUGGGGAAGCUGGUCAGGCACAGGCACUUACUAACGCAGCCCUCCGCCUCCAUGAUGCUGGAAUAGCCACUCUGUUCUUAGUCGGUCGUGAGGACAGAGCACUGAGACGAGCACUACAGUUCAACAACACAGCAUUGGGCCAGGUGAUUGUCCUUCCCAACGCAGGAAGUACACAGUAUACUUCAGUUAUCCAGAAGGUUAUGAACUGCCACGUUUGCCUUGAUGUCUGCUCACCGGACUCCAUGUGUGACUAUGUGCCUGGUCUGGCUGGCCGAGACAGGAGAUCUUUUACCACAGACGUGGACAUCGACUUGGCUUUCAUGUUGGACAGUUCUGAAUCAACAUACCCAACAGUUUUCACAGAGAUUAAACGCUACAUAGCGCACAUGGUGGAGCAUCUUGAAGUGUCUUCAAAUCCCAUAUCCUCCGUUAACCAUGCUAGAGUCUCAGUGGUCCAACAGGCACCCUAUGAGUACCUCCAAAACAAAACGGGAUCUCCCAUACAUGUGGAUUUUGGACUUACUGAACACCAGUCGGCUCAGGAUAUUGUCAAGUACCUGUUGGAGAAGACACCACAGUUAGAGGGUGGCCGAGCACUGGGAGCAGCUAUUGAAUCAACAGUGGAGGAGGUGUUUCAGAAAGCCCCACUCCAACGUGACAGGAAAGUACUUGUACUCUUUGUAACAGGAAGUGUAGAAGAAGAAGAGGAGCAACUGGUGCGUAUUGCCACUGAGGUCAAGUGCAAUGGCUUCUUCUUGGUCAUCAUGGGUGUGGGUGACAAGCUGAGCGCUGGAGAUGCUCGUGUCCUGUUUCGCAUGGCCAGUGAACCAUCAGAUGUCUUCUUCAAGAGGCUGGACAGCAUUUCACACUUUUAUGACAAACACCUCCUGACAUUUGGUCAACUCCUUCCAAAGUACAUCAGCAUUGAAAAUGCUUUCUAUAUGUCACCUGAAGUGUCCAAAAACUGCAAGUGGUUCCAGGGUGACCAGCCAUUAAAGAACCCUUUCACAUCACCACAGCAAAAAGAAAGAACACACCAGAAACAUCACGAGACCCAUCAAGAAGUUCAUCACAGAAAGCACAAUGAUGGACAUGAACUACAUGUGUCUAACGUCACGUCCAGCAGCUUGAAGUUGCGUUGGAGCAGCCCAGACACCAAAGUUUUAAUCUACUUUGAGAUAGUGGUGACACGUUUGCCACACCAUACCCUGGUGCUGAAGACCAACGUGUCGACCACCGGGAUUUCUGUGGACAACUUAGAAAGCAACCAAUCAUAUCAUGCCGUAGUCACUGGUUACACCUCAGAGGGUCAGGUUGUGUCAAUUCUGAAAGGCAUCAUCACUACCAAAACAGCAGAGCAGAAACCAGCGAGCCAAAGCAACACUGGAGUGAAUACACCACCGAUGGCAAAGCCAGAAACUGUUAAUGAAUUGGCAGACCCUUGCUCACUUGACUAUGACCCUGGAAUGCCAUGCAAAGACUAUCAGGCUAAAUGGUUCUUUGACAGAAAGAAUGGGAUCUGUACACAGUUCUGGUAUGGAGGUUGUGGAGGCAAUGAAAAUAGGUUCAACACCGAGACCCUUUGCUUGAAACACUGCAUGAGGUCAGUGCUGGAACCUCAGGCAAAGGUGCAGCCGGUUGAACAAGUGGCAUCCCUCCCAGAUCCUGCCUCCUCUACUGUUGUGGACAUUUGCCAGCUUCCCAAAGAAGAAGGCGCGUGUGCCAAAUUUGUCCUCAAAUGGCACUAUGACGCUCCCAGCAAGAGCUGCACACGGUUCUGGUACGGGGGCUGUGGUGGAAACCACAAUCGUUUCGACACAUAUGAGCAGUGUGUGAAGGCCUGUGGAAAAACAGCACCUGUCCAACAAGGAACAAUGGCUGCAAUAAGAACAUAGGACAGGAGUGACACACAUGGUCGGUUUUACCUCCGCAUAGGGGAUUCUGAGGAAAACCUGUUACAACGGCCAUAAUGUUAGAAUUCAACACAAAAGCAAUGGUGGCUGCACUGGAUUCCACAAUAAUGGACUAUCCCCAAAGUUCUUGAAGUAGUGUUUUUACAACAGGAAGGAAGGCAACACAGUUUGCUGCAUGAUUCGUUUUUACCUACUGGUGCUACAUAGUAUAUGUCUUUUAACAAUGAUGUUGUGCAUUCAGUUUUGUAAAAUGUCACAUUUUCUGGAACAUCUUGUGAAUUAUCAUAGCUCAAAAUGCAGUUUGUUAAUUAAAAACAACAUAUAUGAAUAUCUUGGACAGAUGUGAGCAAUGAAUCAUUACACGCAGGACUGACAUCAUUAAGUAGUAAUCUUUUUUAUAUUUUUUUCUCUUUUUCCACAUUCACGUAAGUUCAUUGGUUUUUAUGUCACAAUGUUCUAAUGUUUAAUCAUUCAUUCACUAUUUUUCAGUAACAUAAUUCACAACAAUGAUUACACAAGGAACGUGUGUAUUGCAGAAGAUGCAGAAACAUAAAAGUAAAACAAAACGCACAUCUGGAUACACUGCUCAAACACACUAAUCUUUCUGGUUAUGAGAAAUGGAAUGUACAUGUCGAGCUGUUUUUUUGUUUUGUUUUACUGAAAUUUAUGUCUCGUCAGGCUAUUGGAGAAAUAAAAAUGAAUUAGACUUUCUAAUAAACAUGAGCAACCGAU
Messenger RNA from Betta splendens (Siamese fighting fish), 25362 nucleotides. It is a transcript of the gene col6a3, whose product is annotated as collagen, type VI, alpha 3. Lineage: Eukaryota; Metazoa; Chordata; Actinopteri; Anabantiformes; Osphronemidae. The transcript is spliced from 71 exons. Bases 301 to 24612 code for a protein of 8103 amino acids. The record is from RefSeq and is a predicted model, not a curated record. Gene Ontology annotation, molecular function: protein binding; serine-type endopeptidase inhibitor activity.